UGGAUAAAUUGUGUGUGUAAAAAUGGGUUACACAAAGUCAGCUGUUUUGUUUUUAAUCCUUAUCAUUAUCUGCUCGGUGUUUGUGGCCAAUGUCUCUAAUUUGAUCAGUGUUGGUGGUAAUGCAGCCUGGAGAACCACUAGCAAGGAAGAACAACUUAAAGCUGCCCCUCAGGAUGGCGCAAGGUUGGGAAAUAGCACGGAUCACUUGAUGUGGUUUUUGCAGAUAUCUGACCUUCACGUCAGCAUGUUCAGAGAUGAGAAUCGCGUGAAGAAUUUGGGAGACUUUAUGCACAGGACAAUCUCAGUCAUCAGGCCAACGGUGGUUGUGGUCAGUGGGGAUCUUACUGAUGCCCGGAGUCUCAAUCAUAUUGGCUCGGAGCAGUUUGAGGGUGAAUGGGAGAUCUAUAGAAAUCUCCUGGUACAGUACAAUGUCACGAAGAAGACAGUGUGGUUGGAUUUGAGGGGGAAUCAUGAUAACUUCAAUGUAGCUGGUUGGAAUUCGUCCAGUAACUACUUUCAUAAGUAUUCCGUGCAGGGGGCAAAGCAUUCCAGGUCGUACAUGCAUCAGGUGACACGUGGUGGGGAUAAGUAUACUUUUAUUGCGGUGGACGCAUGUUUGGAACCGGGACCGAAGCGUCCGUACAAUUUUAUUGGGAUGAUUACGGCAGAUGAGAUGGUGAAUAUUGAGAAGAUGAUGGCGGAAGCAAAGGAGUCUGGAAGUAGGUAUACCAUUUGGUUCGGACACUAUCCCACUUCAUGCAUUUUGGCGCCUGGAGGGGGGAUUAGGGAGGUGAUUGGGAGGCAUGAGGAGGGUUUGGUGUAUUUGUGUGGGCAUCUGCAUACGAUGGGAGGCAUGGUAAAAAAAAUGUACACUCUGCAGAACGCGGGAUUUCUCGAGCUGGAAUUGGGAGAUUGGAAGGACAAUCGGAUGUUUAGGCUGGCAGCUGUUGAUCAUGGAAUGUUCUCCUUUGUGGAUGUCCAUCACAAUGAAUGGCCAAUUGUCCUAGUGACAAAUCCCAAGGAUGCUCUCUUCAAUAAUCCCCACAGGGAGAAUAUCAGGCUCCAGGCAGAAUCUACUCACAUUCGACUCUUGGCAUUUAGCUUGGCGCCAAUUGUAGAAUGCCGGGUUAGGGUUGAUUUAGAGCCAUUUGGGGUAUGUGAGAGAAUUUCUGAAGGAGUAUUUGUGGCCAAGUGGGAUCCAAUGAGGUACAAACAGGGUUUGCAUCACAUUGAAGUGCUAGUGCAGGAUGAAGAUGGACGAGAGAAGAGUGUGAGGCAAGCCUUUUCCCUCGAUGGAACUCCAAUGGUUUUCAAUGUGAAAGGUCGGUUUGUCCUCAUGACAGAUGCCUGUCAGAUAUUUCAAGCAUUCUUUGGGACGACUCUGAUCAUCUGUAUUCUGCCCUUGAUCAUCUUCCGCAUUUGGCAUAUGGCAGUUGUUCGUGGAAGGGCCAAAAGACCAAAGAUUCAAUGGAGUUUUCUGAGAUGCUGGAUCAGACGACUCUGGCUCCUUGCAUCAGUCAAUCGACUAUUCUUUCCACUUCUCGUGUUUUACAUGUACCUCCUGGUGGGGCCAUGGUCAGUGGCAGAUGUCAUCGAUGGACACUUUGGAGUAGUGUUUAUGUGGGGCAUUCUAGUGGAUGGAAUUUUCCUUCCCGGUUCCCUUACUUACCUCUAUGGAUUCUUUCAACUGGCUCUGUGUCAGCUGCCGCUCAUCUAUGUCUAUGCUAGCAUCCUGGACAGACGCUACAGACAUACCAUAAGCCCACCGACACGACCCAAAGGUCGUCUUAGGAAGUUCCUGCAGCACCUGCCCUUCCUCACCAUCAUCACAGUGGAAUUCAUCCUGGUGUACAUUCACUGGGCUUCAUAUGGCUUCUUAGCUGUCAUCCUGGGUCCGCUGAGGACGUGGUCUCUAGUCAUGAACUUUGUUCUUUGGUACCAAGCUCAAUAUAUGCCCGAUAAGUGUCUCCAUUCCGGCCAAGCUGUCUGGUCCACUCAACCAAAGCUGGUCAAGGAUGACAAUUAAAAUUAUGGGUUUUCCUUAGCACAACACAAAAUGUAGUUCUUUUCCUUUCAAUGUGAUAUACCACAUUUGAGGAACUUCCGGAAUGCUGUACAUUACUUUUAAGUCCAUAUUUUGCAAGUAGGUAGCAAUAAACUUUAUAAAUAAAACCUUUUUUUUUCAGUCAAAAA
Phlebotomus papatasi is the source of this 2193-nucleotide messenger RNA. Its product is annotated as transmembrane protein 62-like. Gene Ontology annotation, molecular function: hydrolase activity. The transcript has 2 exons. Bases 23 to 2026 code for a protein of 667 amino acids. The record is from RefSeq and is a predicted model, not a curated record. Lineage: Eukaryota; Metazoa; Arthropoda; Insecta; Diptera; Psychodidae.